CGCAAACCGACUUCCGCAUCGCUCGCUCUCGUGUUACGUUGUUCCAGCUACUUUCGUAGUUCAGUUCACCUUCAGAUAUUCCAUAGUCGACAAAACGAUCCGCACAGCAUCUAAAGAUGAACUAAAGACGAUUUUAAAUAAGAGAUGACAGAUCCGGUAGAAAACCGGUUAUAAAAAUGGCAUCGCCUGUAAUGGAUUUCUAUAAUGAAAAAAACAUAUUUAUUACUGGCGGUACCGGUUUCGUUGGAAUCUGCUUGAUAGAAAAACUGCUGAGAUCCUGUCCUGACAUUAAAAAUAUUUACUUGCUGAUACGCCCGAAGAAGCAGAAAGACAUCGCAGAAAGAUUGACAGAGUUGACACAAAAUUCGGUUUUCAACAGGUUACGAGAGGAAAAGCAAACUGAUUUGUUCAAGAAACUAAUCGCAGUCACCGGGGAUGUUGGCGAAGAAAAUCUAGGAUUAUCUCUAGAAGAUCGUGAAACUUUAAUUAAUACAGUGCAAGUUGUCUUUCAUGCAGCCGCCACGCUUGAUUUUGAAGCUGAUUUGAAAACCACGACGAAUAUCAAUUUAUUGGGAACUCGAAGGAUCAUUCAACUGUGCCGAGAAAUUAAUGAUUUUAAAGCGUUGGUGCAUAUUUCUAGCGCAUAUGUUAAUUCCAAGCUACAAAAUGUUGAUGAAAUAUUGUAUCCCGCGCCAGCUGAUGCAAAUGCAAUCAUCAAAUUAGUUAAUGAAUUAGAUAUCGCUGCUCUGGAAGCAAAAACAUCGGAGAUAUUGAAGAGCCAUCCUAAUCCUUAUACAUUCACAAAGCAUUUGGCCGAACAUGAAGUAGCAAAUGGAGGAUUACCAGCGGUUAUCGUGCGACCUUCAAUGAUAACAGCAGCAUGGAAAGAGCCUGUCCAGGGAUGGACAAUAUCGAAAAAUGGGCCGCAGGGCUUUUUAAUGGGCGCCAGUAAAGGUAUUGUAAGGAGAUUGCCAGUUGCAGAACGUCUUAUUUACGAUUACAUUCCAGUAGAUGUUGUAGUAAAUAGCCUUAUCGUCGCAGCGUAUGCCGUCGAUCGUGAUAGCGAUAAAGGAUUAAAGAUAUACCAUUGCACAUCAAGCACGUGCAAUCCAUUCCGGUGGAUUGAGGUGCAGAAAGAAAUUAACAUCUUUUUGCACAAAUAUCCGUUAAAAAGUGCCGUGUGGUACCCACAUUUAAAGUUUUUACCGUCGCUCUUAUUAUUCAGAAUCUCCGCCAUUUUUUUUCAUUUUAUACCGGCGUACAUCUUGGACACAAUUACAAAAUUAUGCGGAGGCCGUCCAAUUUUAGUUCGCCUGCACACAAACGUCAGCAAAUCAUUAGGGCGUCUUGAAAGAUUUAUCUUUAAUGAGUGGAAAUUCAAUAAUCCACAUAUGUUGCAAUUGAACGAAUCGUUGUCUCCGGAUGACAAAGAAUUUUUCACCUUGGACAUCAAGUCGUUGGUUUGGGUAGAUUAUUUUUGCAAUUUAACGCAAGGGGUUCGAAUGUACCUGAAUAAGGAAUCUCCGAAAUCUUUACCGAAGGCACGUUCCAAAGAUAAAAUAUUGAUGGUUGCUCACCUAGGCUUACAAGCUACUCUGCUUGGUUUGAUUUGGUGGCUGGUUAAGGUCUCUUUUACCACAACAUGGACAAAAACUGGUUUAAUUGUACCGAUAAUUUAUCUGCUUUUCGACCAAUUAUAAGGUGAUAUAUUUAAAUAUACAUUAAACAUAUAUAUAUAAUAAAAUUUAUGGCUUAAUAUAUAUAUAUCAUUUUUUGAUACGUUAUUUGUAUGUAGUAGAGGAAG
Dinoponera quadriceps is the source of this 1804-nucleotide messenger RNA. Its product is annotated as putative fatty acyl-CoA reductase CG8306. Gene Ontology annotation, biological process: long-chain fatty-acyl-CoA metabolic process. The transcript is spliced from 9 exons. Gene Ontology annotation, molecular function: alcohol-forming very long-chain fatty acyl-CoA reductase (NADP+) activity. The record is from RefSeq and is a predicted model, not a curated record. Lineage: Eukaryota; Metazoa; Arthropoda; Insecta; Hymenoptera; Formicidae. Bases 177 to 1700 code for a protein of 507 amino acids. Gene Ontology annotation, cellular component: peroxisome.